Alosa sapidissima (American shad) is the source of this 1354-nucleotide messenger RNA. RefSeq lists its product as uncharacterized. Lineage: Eukaryota; Metazoa; Chordata; Actinopteri; Clupeiformes; Clupeidae. Gene Ontology annotation, biological process: response to bacterium. The coding region runs from base 101 to 1093 and encodes 330 amino acids. The transcript is spliced from 6 exons. The record is from RefSeq and is a predicted model, not a curated record.
AACAGGAAGUUACACUAUGGUCUUUUGUUAUUGCUGUUGAAACGUGUUGUGUCUGCUUACAUUUCACACACUGUAUGCUUCACAUAAGUGAACACACAUCAUGGAGUGUAAAGAACUUCAUGUUAAAAUCAUCUUCAGCAUUUUUAUGGCAGUUUGGGAUGUGGGAGCUCCUGUAGAAACUGAGGGUGUCUCUCAGUCUACUCCAGUGAUGAAGGCUAAGACCGGGACUGCUGCCACGUUGGAAUGCUUUGUACCCCCAAAAAGAGUGAAUGAUCCUUUAGUUUGGUACAAGCAGAGUGUUGGGCAGAUGCCACUUGUGUUAGGGACAGCUCAUCAUUUUGUGUCUCCAAUACUCUACGGUGAAUUCAACAAUAGCCGUUUCAGCAUACACAAAGGAUCUGGAUUAUCCCACCUGUCUAUAUCAAACAUUCAAUUAUCUGAUGAAGCUUCUUACUACUGUGGAGUCAGGAUUGUUUAUGAUAUUCACUUUGGAAAUGGAACAUAUUUGUUUGUGGAAGAAAAAGAUCAGCUGAGGUCCACAGAUGUGAUCCAGGUUGCACUAUCAGGUCCAAUUUACCCGGGUGAUUCAGAGACACUGGAGUGUGUGGUGCUGGCUAACAGCACAACUGAAGAUCUCAGAGUGUUCUGGUUCAGACCCGCUUCAGGAGGUUCCCAUCCAGGGGUCAUUUACACCAACAAGAGCUGGACUGGGCCGUGUGAUGAUCACUGUGUCUACAGUCUCCCAAAGAAGGACGUCAACAUCUCUGAUGCUGGAACCUACUACUGUGGCAUAGCGACAAGUGGACAAAUACUGUUUGGCAAUGGAACAUCAAUUGUGAUUGCUGAUCCAGUAGACACUGUGCUGGUUGGUUUGGUUGUGGCUUUGGGUUGUUGUGUCACAUUGAUGCUUUUUCUGGUUUGGUUGAAUUGCCAGAGGAGAGUUACAUGUGACACCUGUAAGAUGAGAGACUUGCAGCUCGUUAGAGAUGGCAGCUCUAAUAGCACACAAAGAAGUGGUCAGAUGCAUUUGGAUGAUGUGAUAUACACAAUGGUGAUUUACAACAUCAAGACAUUUAAGUCUCAGAGGAAGUGAACUCUGUAGUUUGUUUGGUGUAUGUAGUCCAUGUUUAAUAUUCUGUGACAUUCUGGUAUAAUAACAUGUUGUUGGCUGUUGUUUGUUGUCUGUCUAUCUGAUGAGCUGUAUGGUGCAAGACGAAUUUCCGAAAGGAUCAAUAAAUAUAUAUCUACCCAUCUAUCUAUAUCACUUUAAUGUGAUGUAAACAGGAUGUGUAUGAUGAAUGUGUGUCAACUAUAUUACAAUGUAUGUAUAUAAUUUCAUAUAUUUUCAUGUCAA